CUCGCAAGUCGAUGUUAUCCCUCAUCUACAUGUGCUUCUUAGAGUCUCUUUAACAUUUACAAACACUUCAAUAAUUUUGGAACCAUUAGUGAAUUACUUGGAAAAUUUUUUAUAACCAUUUUCUAUCACAGUUACUUUUACGGAGAGUGAUGAAUUGAGUCAAGUGAAGUGGUAAAGUGUUUUUUAAUAUUGAGAAAAAACUGUAAGAACAAUGCCAAGAGCUUUCCUUAUCACUCAUCGCCGGUAUAAUGGUAGCGAAGACUUUGAAGACACUGGUCGGAGUUUUGGUAUCGAAAGACGAAUACGAAUACCGGAAUACAAUUCAAACCAACCAACUUCUGAUGGAGUUAGUGACUGUGGAAGCGAAACAUCUUCGGAAUGUCCAGAAGAACUUUAUAAUUUAACUAAACUUGCUGAAGUAAGCUUAGCUGCUGCUGCAGGAACACUUAUUCAUCCUAGUAAUGUCAUCUAUCACCGACCAAUGUCUCCGAAAUGGACCCCAGCUGUCGAAGAUCUUCAUAAAUAUCGUUCGAUCUCAGCGGAAACUCAAAUUACUCAUCGGCCAGUUGAAGAAACAGAAUUAAGCUUGAAAGAAAGAACAAGAUUAUUUUUUGAAAGAAUUGAGGCAGAAAAAGAAAUUCUUGAAGAUAAAAGUCGUUUAUCAUCAACUCACCUUGAACAAGAUAGUAGGAAAUUAUUCGCAAUCAACCAACCAAUAACUCCUGCAAGAAGAAACUCCUCAGGUCAUUCAGAUUCUUCCAAAACAGAUGAUAAUGAAGAUCAUGAGUGCCCUGAUUGUGGAAAAAAAUAUUCAACUUCUUCAAAUUUAGCUAGACAUAAACAAACGCAUCGUUCUUUGGGAGACAAAAAAGCUCGACGCUGUCCUCACUGCGACAAAGUUUAUGUCAGCAUGCCAGCAUUUAGCAUGCAUGUUAGAACUCAUAAUCAAGGAUGUAAAUGUCAUUAUUGCGGUAAAUGUUUUUCAAGACCAUGGCUUCUCCAAGGACAUAUUAGAACUCAUACAGGUGAGAAGCCAUUUAAAUGUACCAUCUGUAACAAAGCCUUCGCUGAUAAAUCCAAUCUUCGAGCCCACGUGCAGACUCAUUCGAAUACGAAACCACACAUCUGUGGAAGAUGUGGGAAAGCUUUUGCUCUUAAAUCAUAUCUUUACAAACAUGAAGAAUCAUCUUGCAUGAGAGCUCAUAAUCGGGUAACUCCAGAAAAAAAAGAAAACACAGAUAUUGCAAUUAACACUACUUCAACCACUGCAUCACCACCAUCUUCAGGAAAUUCAGAACGGAUUUUUCCAGCCGGAGUUACGUCGUCACCCACAAGUGUUAUUGUUCCACGACCAGGCUUCGCUCGCGAAACUCUAUCAUCAUCUCCUGUUGCACUUUCAACCAUUAUUCGACACACAAAGUCAAGUCAAACGCUUUCUUCUCCGGUACCAAUUCAAAAUCAUCACUACGCAGAUGAUAUUGAAAAAUCUAGAAAAAUAGAAUGCAGCAGUGAGGGAAGUGAAUAUUUAUCAAGAAUGGUUAUAAGAACAUCAGUUAUCUCACCAAAUCCAGAACAUAUUCCCGGUCGUCAUUUAACUGGAAAGAAUGGGCUUUUUGAUUUUUCUGAUCCUUCGAGACCAUCAGCAUUCUCAAGACCAACUGGAAUAACUUUGAACCUUGCGAUAGCAUAGACAAAAAUUUAAUUAACAUAUUUAAUUUAAUAUUCAGAAAUUCCAAAAGUGUGGAAAUUUUUGUUUAUUGUAUCAAACAUAUUUUUCCCUUUAUUUUGCUGAUUUUAAGCAUCUUCCUAAUUAGGGACCAGAUAAUAGUUAUAUAAUAGUUACAAAAUCAUUCGAAUUUCGAUGAUAAUAGGAAUUUCGUCAUUUAAUAUGCAUUGUUAUUCAUUUACCUAAGAGAAUGAAUUCAUGUUUGUUGUUAGAUAAUUUUUUAAUUACUAUAAUUUUUAUUAUUCGCUUUUUAGACAAGGUGUGAAUAUGAGGCAAAAAGGAAAAAGAUAUGAUUAUGUUUUGGAUGAACAAUCAUCAAUUAUUAUUUCUUUUUUUUUUCAAAUUGUUAAGAUUGUCAGUUUCGAUUCAAUCAAACUGGCUGAGUGAAAACUAGUCGAAAUCGAUUUGCAGUAAUUAAAUGAUCAUUUCUUCUUGAUAUAAAAUAUUUGUCAAACAUACAGUGACGAUUUUAUCGACUGAGAGUUUAGAUCAUUUACCACAUAGAUGGAAGAUUGAUCAACAUAACGCAAAUCGAGUAGAAAUUAUUAAUAAUUUAAAAAAUUUAUGCUUAAUUACAAUGAAUUUAUGAAAAAAUUGACGAUUUGGAAAAUGAAAUUCAAAUGUAAUUUUUAAUAAGUAUAAAUGGGAAUAUUUUUCAUUAUUUUAUAAAGUCGUCUGUGUCUAUCCUAGUCAGUGCAUUAAUAGAAGAAUUUAUAAAAAUAGACACACUGUAAAUAGCGUUUUUAAAUAAAAUUAGUUUAUGAGUACAUUAAGUAUAAAUACAGCUUAUGUAAAUAUUGUAUCAAUCAAUUUAUUAUAGAUUAUUUAAAGCUUUUAGACGUUUAUACAGAGUGCCUAAGCUAUAUAAUAUGAAAAACUAAUUAUACGAAUU
Molecule: messenger RNA, 2618 nt
Organism: Chelonus insularis
Lineage: Eukaryota; Metazoa; Arthropoda; Insecta; Hymenoptera; Braconidae
Product: zinc finger protein 845-like
Exons: 3
Coding region: 212-1690 (492 amino acids)
Biological process (GO): regulation of DNA-templated transcription
Molecular function (GO): RNA polymerase II cis-regulatory region sequence-specific DNA binding; DNA-binding transcription factor activity, RNA polymerase II-specific
Source: RefSeq, a predicted model, not a curated record